Messenger RNA from Lactuca sativa (garden lettuce), 944 nucleotides. Its product is annotated as Seed maturation protein. The record is from RefSeq and is a predicted model, not a curated record. Lineage: Eukaryota; Viridiplantae; Streptophyta; Magnoliopsida; Asterales; Asteraceae.
UUUUUCAAAUCUGGAGGUAAGAAAUUAGUUCUUAAUUUGGGAAGUGUUCAUAGUAGAUUACGCAAAACACAAAGAGAUCAAUGAGCCAAGAACAACCUAUGAAACCCCAAAUGGGGGAAGAAGCUCAAGAACACCAUAAUAAUGCAUCCGCGCAUAUUCAAGAACAUAAAGAUCUUAGUAUUAAAGCAAUGGAUAAUAUCGAGACGAGUGUUUCCGCCAGACGUGCAGCAACCAAUGAACCGAGCAAUGGUGGACAGGUCGGAGGUAAAAGCAGUCAGCAAGCAUCACCACUAGCAGCAGAAGCCAUAUUUGAACGAGGAAACAUCACCAUUGGAGAAGCACUAGAAGCCACAGCUUUAACAGCAGGCAGCAGGCCGGUGGAUUACAGUGAUGCUGCCGCCAUACAAGCGGCGGAAGUGAGAGCCACUGGUCGCACCAAUAUCGUGCCCGGCGGCGUUGCUGCGGCAGCUCAAUCAGCAGCCACCCGAAACGCUCGGGUCGCACGAGACGAUGACAAAACGAAAUUGAGCGAGAUUCUAGCGGAAGCAACUUCAAAGCUACCGGCGGAUAAACCGGUGACACGAAGAGAUGCGGAGGGAGUCAUCGGAGCCGAGUUGAGAAACGAUCCGAAUCUAACCACCCGUCCUGGUGGCGUUGCGGCGUCGCUAGCGGCGGCUGCAAGGAUAAAUCAAAUUAACCAAACUCCCCAUAGCCAGAGUCCCCAUAGUCAACAUAGCCCGAGUCCACGUAACAAAGAUUGAAUUCUGACUAUAUUACAAUAAACGUUGGGACUUUUUUUGGUUCUAAUAACAAUUAAAUUCAAUGUAUUUUGAUAUUUGUGUAUUGAAUUAUGAUGUAUAGUAUAAUAUACUAAGGGACAAAUUUAUCUCGGUUUUUACUGUAAUUAUGAUAGAUAAGCCUAUAUAUAUAGCCAGUAUUUUGAU